GCCUCCUUCCCUACUUGCUACAGAAAUUCCUAAUUUCCUUCUAGCCCUAGCUGUGGGUGGCCACAUGCUGUGGAGAAGAAAGUCCUUCUGGCUGGCAUUGUCAGCCUUCUGGCUCCUCCUCAUCCUCCUAGGAGUCUUCCCCCUUCGCCUGGCAGUGUCUCCCCGUCCUCUUCCAGGGCGCUCCCAAGGUUGGCCCCGCUGGCUGGAUGCUACCUUCCUACAGAGUUUCUCCCAGCCUGAGACGAACCCCGAAGAAGAUGUUCAACAGCUCCCUCGAGUCUCCCGGGGGAGCAGCUGCACCUGGGGAGCCUGCUUUGACACCUCCAAAUGUAGGGGGAAAGUCCUCAAGAUCUUUGUACACUCCGCGGCUGGUCCGACCACUGAGGCUCAGCGCAGGAUCCUGGACUCCUUGGAGGGCUCCCGCUACUAUGCACUCAGCCCAGCGGAGGCUUGCCUUCUCCUCUUUCUCCCCAGCCAGGACCGUAGAGGAGCAUGCGGGCCCCUGCCUCCGAACUGGAACGGAGGCCGGAACCAUCUGGUGCUCAGUCUCUACCCAGCCCCUUGCACCAGGCUGGGACAGGCGAUGGUAGCUGAGGCUAGCCCCUCCUUGGACAUCUUCCGACCAGGCUUCGAUGUAGCGCUCCCGUAUCUCCCUGAAGCUCACCCAUUGAAAGGCGGGGCCCCUGGCAGCCUGCAGCGGCACGGUCCCCAGCCUGGGGCCACCUUAGUGGCGGUAGCAGAGGAGAGGGGCAGGUGGCGUAUUACAACCACCCACGCCUCAGCCUGCCCCUGGGACAGGAACUGUGAACAAGAUCCUGGACCCCAACAGACCUACCCAGGAGAGAUACUUCCCAAUGUCACCUUCUGCCUCAUUCCUGGCCACCGAUCUGCUACCUCCUGCUUUCUCCAAGCCCUUCAGGCUGGCUGCAUCCCUGUGCUCCUCAGCCCCCGCUGGGAGCUGCCUUUCUCUGAAGUCAUCGACUGGACCAAAGCAGCCAUCGUUGCGGAUGAGAGGCUCCCACUGCAGGUUCUGGCUGCGCUCCGUGAAAUGCUCCCUUCGCGGGUUCUCGCCCUGCGCCAGCAGACCCAGUUUCUGUGGACCGCUUACUUCUCCUCAGUGGAAAAAGUCGUUCAUACCACCCUAGAGAUCAUUCAGGACCGGAUCUGGGGUGCAUCAGCUCACCCCUCACUGAUGUGGAAUAGCCCCCCGGGGGCACUCCUGGCUCUGCCCACUUUUUCCACGAGCCUUCAAGACUUCCCCUUUUAUCAUCUGCAACUGGGCUCCAGCCCUGGGAGCAGUUUCAGCGCCGUGAUCUGGGUGGGCGUCUCCGAAGAGUCCCCGCCGAAGCUCAUCCAGGAAGUGGCAGGUUCCCGGCACUGUGCCCAGAUCCUGAUCCUCUGGAACAGUGAGAAGCCACCCCCUGAUAGGUGGCCCAAGACAGCAGUGCCCCUAACAGUCAUUGAGGGACACAGGAAGGUCAGCGACCGUUUCUUCCUGUACAGCAACAUCAGCACCAAUGUCAUCCUCAGCCUUGAUGCUCAGAGCACUCUUUCUACCAGUGAGGUGGACUUUGCCUUUGUGGUGUGGCAGAGUUUUCCUGAGCGGAUGGUGGGCUUUGUGACGUGGAGCCACUUCUGGGAUGAGGCCCGGCAGGGCUGGGGCUACAGUGCUGAGAUGGCCAAUGAAUUCUCCAUGGUCCUGACCACCGCGGCUUUCUACCACAGAUACUACCACACCCUCUUCACUCACUCCCUGCCUAAAGCCCUGAGGAGCAUAGCCGAUGAGACUCCCACCUGUGUUGACAUCCUGAUGAACUUCCUGGUAGCAACCGUCACCAAACUGCCCCCUAUCAAGGUGCCUUACAGCAGGCAGCACCAGGAGGCUGCACCAAUGGCUUCUGAGGGUCCAAGACCCGUGCCGGAGCCUCAGGCCCUGGAUCAGGACUGCAUCAACCGUUUAGCAGCAGGGCUGGGCCACAUGCCUCUGGUUUCCUCUCGAGUGCGUCUGGAUCCGGUGCUGUUCAAGGACCCGGUAUCAGUGCAACGCAAGAAGUAUCGCAGUUUAGAGAAACCCUAGGCGAGUCGCUCUAACUGCCUGCUGGACACGAGACAGAUCAAAGUCCUGUCCUGGUUGGCCAAUCACAAUAGGGAUUGCUGAGGGCCGGGAACCCGGACCUUCCCCGGCUGCGGUGGGGUUGCGUUUGGCACGUUUCGUACAGGCCGGUGUACAGGAUGGUGCACAGGCUCAUCUUGUUCCCCGAAAUGGCUUUCUCUGCAUCUCUGCCUGGUCCACAUCUGACCCGCACUCACCUCCUUGGUGGUCUCGAAGUCCUCGCACGAUUCCCGCCCAGUGGCCUUGAGCACACCACCCGGCCCCAGGACCCGCCUGGGAGCUCCGGAGAACGGGUCCUGCCCUCCUCUCUUUGGUCUGGCAGGUGCAUUGUGCGUAUUUGAGCAAUGGCUGCGAGAGUAUUAACUGGUUGCCAGCGUGGGGGAACACGGGCAGAAUGUGCACUAGACAAUACGCUGUCCCUUACCCUGGAGUCAACGUAGAAUGCAGUCACCAGGAUUGCCAGGAUCAAUCAAGAGUGAACAGAGGUCAGGAGUCCGGGAUAACCAGAGGAUUGGGUGUUGCGUGCCAGCUUCACGGCAGACGCCGAAUCUUGGGUGACCAGCAGCAUUGCACUACCAAUAUUGACCACUAGAGGUCAGCUGCUGCACUUCUCUCCCUCCAAAGGAAUGAAGUUUGGUUUUGCUUUCUUUAUAGUUUGUUAUUGCUUUUGUUUGUUUGUUUUUGUUUUUGUUUUUCAAGUAAGGGUUUCUCUGGGUAGUCUUGGCUGUCCUGGAACUCACUCUGUAUGCCAGGUUGGCCUCAAAUUCACAGAGAUCCACCUGCCGUUCGCUUCCUGAGUGCUGAGAUUAAAUUCAUGCACUACACUCCCCGACUGCUUCUUGAAUUUAGAGGGUCGGGAGGGGGGAGGAGGCGAGACAAGGUCCGAGUCUGUAACCCACUCUGGCCUGGAACUCUACAGCAGUCUUAUUGCCUCAGUUUUCCAAGUGUUAGAGUUACAGGGGUGAGCCACAGUGCCAGACUGAAAUGGAGUUAAAGACUACCGAUAAAAUGGGGCACUGGUGUGUGCAGACCCUAGUAUGAGAACCUGGGAGGAAUAUGACAGAACUCCACUUUGACCCAAACACUUGGAGCUCGGGUUGUUGGCAGAUGGGCUGGUCCUGAGGAAGAGAGCUGUCCUCAGCGUCCUGUAGGUGAGAGUGGAGUGGGGGAGGGGAGGCUGCUUUUCCUGGGUUCAUCCACCUGGAACUGGAAUUAUCGCUUCCGAAAUAAAGCACGUGUCCUUGCCCACUC
This is a messenger RNA of Rattus norvegicus (Norway rat), 3364 nucleotides long. RefSeq names its product exostosin-like glycosyltransferase 1 (gene Extl1). NCBI's taxonomy places the organism in Eukaryota, Metazoa, Chordata, Mammalia, Rodentia, Muridae. The record is from RefSeq and is marked provisional. The transcript has 11 exons. Gene Ontology annotation, biological process: heparan sulfate proteoglycan biosynthetic process; glycoprotein biosynthetic process. Gene Ontology annotation, molecular function: glucuronosyl-N-acetylglucosaminyl-proteoglycan 4-alpha-N-acetylglucosaminyltransferase activity; glycosyltransferase activity. Gene Ontology annotation, cellular component: membrane; endoplasmic reticulum membrane. Bases 65 to 2077 code for a protein of 670 amino acids.